This is a messenger RNA of Capsicum annuum, 2464 nucleotides long. Its product is annotated as protein S-acyltransferase 24. Gene Ontology annotation, biological process: protein palmitoylation. NCBI's taxonomy places the organism in Eukaryota, Viridiplantae, Streptophyta, Magnoliopsida, Solanales, Solanaceae. The record is from RefSeq and is a predicted model, not a curated record. The transcript is spliced from 13 exons. Bases 257 to 2179 code for a protein of 640 amino acids. Gene Ontology annotation, cellular component: Golgi membrane. Gene Ontology annotation, molecular function: protein binding; palmitoyltransferase activity.
GAGGAGUGAGUAGAAUUCCAUAGGCAGUGUGAGUUUUGUCUGCUGGUUUGAUUUGCUGUUUUCCUCAAAAAUACCGAGUCAACCCUCGCCUUUCCUUUCUUCCCAGAAAAACCCUAAAAUCCCCAUUUAUUCACACGUUCUAAAUUGUAUUUAUUCAUAUAAUUAAAAUUUUGCUUAGUCAAAUUCAUACAAACUCCAUAUUGAUUCAUCGUUUUUUUUUUUUUUUUUUUUUUUUUUAAAAUUUUUUGAAUCUAAAAUGUCAUCGGAGAUCGAGGUGGUUGAAGAGGAAAUGGAAUCAAGAAAUGGUGAAUCGUCUUCUUCUAAUAAUAAUAAUAACACGGCCGCGGUGGGUAGCGGUGGCGGCGGUGUUAUUGUUGAGGAGGAGAGUUUGAGGAACGAUGUGUAUACGGCAGCUGCGUAUGGGGAUAUGGAGAAGCUACAGAGAUUGGUGGAAAGUGAGGGUUGUUCUGUAUCUGAACCUGAUGGUCUUGGUUAUUAUGCCCUUCAGUGGGCUGCUCUUAAUAAUCGUACUGCAGCUGCUCAAUAUAUUAUUGAGCACGGAGGAGAUGUAAAUGCUGCAGAUCAUACAGGGCAAACAGCAUUGCACUGGAGUGCUGUUCGAGGUGCAGUGCAGGUUGCUGAGCUCUUAUUACAAGAGGGUGCUCGUGUAAAUGCUGCCGAUAUGUAUGGCUAUCAGCCAACGCAUGUUGCCGCACAGUAUGGUCAGACAGCUUUCCUUUAUUACGUUGUUACAAAGUGGAAUGCUGAUCCUGAUGUACCUGACAGUGAUGGGAGAAGCCCUUUACACUGGGCUGCAUACAAGGGUUUUGCUGACUGUAUACGCCUGCUACUCUUUCUUGAUGCAUAUCGUGGACGCCAGGAUAAAGAGGGUUGUACUCCUCUUCAUUGGUCUGCUAUUAGAGGUCACCUAGAAGCAUGUACGGUGUUGGUGCAGGCAGGGAAGAAGGAAGACCUUAUUGUGACAGAUAACACUGGGCUUACACCUGCUCAGCUUGCUUCUGACAAGAAUCACAGACAAGUUGCUUUUUUCCUUGGAAAUGCUAGGCGGUUGUAUGACAAACGCUGUGAUGGAACUACCCAGCUUGGAAAACUUUCAAAGCUUGGACUUGCUCCUAUUCUUUGUUGCACAAUAUUUAUUCUACUUACCACUUACAUUCACGCAGUAAUCAUGGCUUCAACUUUGCCUAAAUUAACUGCUGCUGGUGCACUAUUUGCAUGGUCGGGAGUUCUCCUUGCUUCUGCUGGACUAGUUACGUUUUACCGGUGCAGCAGAAAAGAUCCAGGUUUCAUCCGGAGGAGUCCACGUGAUUCACAAAAUAGUAAAGAUGAUGAACCUUUGUUGAAAAUGGAAAUGAAUCAUCCUGCUUUGCUUGCUGGGAAUUGGUCUCAGCUUUGCUCCACGUGCAAGAUUGUUCGUCCUCUUCGUGCAAAGCAUUGUUCAACCUGUGAUCGCUGUGUGGAACAAUUUGAUCAUCAUUGUCCGUGGGUGUCUAAUUGCAUCGGCAAGAAAAACAAGUGGGACUUUUUCAUCUUUCUUGUUCUCGAAGUACUGGCAAUGGUCUUAACUGGUGCAGUUACUCUUACAAGAGUCUUGACCGACCCAGCAGCUCCAUCAUCGUUUGGGGCUUGGCUGAGUCAUGCUGGUACUCACCAUAUUGGUGCUUUAGCAUUUUUAUUCACCGACUUCUUCCUUCUCAUUGGAGUGGCAGUCUUAACUGGGGUACAAGCUUCUCAGAUUUCACACAACAUUACAACAAACGAAAUGGCCAAUAUGAUGCGUUACAGUUACCUUAGAGGACCAGGUGGUAGAUUCCGGAAUCCAUAUGAUCACGGGUGUAAGAAGAACUGUUCAGAUUUCUUGAUAAACGGUUACAACGAAGACAUCGAGCGCGCUGAAGAAUCAGUUCAGUCCGAAGGGAUUGGAAUGAUGCAGAUUCCUCACAGUUCAAGUAUGCAAAAUGGCGCCGGCCAUUCUCAUCAAAUCAAUGGAAAUGGCCAUCAUGUUAUCAAUAUAAGCAACAGUAACCAAAACUCACACCAGAGCCAUGUUCAUUCUGCAAAUUGUAGUCAUAAUGUGAAGAGCAAAACUGAUUCUGUACCUGUGGGUUUGGGUGUUGGCUUAGGAAGAAACUCAACGCGUAACGUGCUACCUUCAUAACUAGUGUGCCAUUAGGCUUUAUGGGUAUUUAGAAUCCCUUCUUUUUGACCUUUUUAUUGUUUAUAUGUAAGCAUACAGUAAUUUAGAGCUUAAGUAAUUCAAUUGGAUUACCAUUUGUUUCCUCCCCAAAAGUCCUACUUCAUACUAUGCAACUUCUAUAGUUUAUAGUGUACUUUGUACAAAGUUGUGAUUCUUUUGCAGAAGCACAGAAUGCCACUGAAUAUGCAGCUGUUAUUGCGCAAUAUUUUGAGAAAUUGGUUUGGUUAAAGAAUUUCUUGCUUAAUA